AUGCGCUACAGAUUUUGGCGUUAUAGAUUUGGCCCGAGACAAUGCUUGGGUAAGAACGUCGCCGAUAUUCUGAUCAAAGUGCUACUUGCGUACAUGGUGGAAGACUAUGACUUGAGCUGUGCAGUGGGAGAUAAGUUAAUCGAUGGAAAGAUGGAUCGUGUGGCCGAUACAUGGAUUGCCUCGAGUAACGCUACUAUCGCUUGCGAUAGAUUGAGUCCAAGCGACAAGUAG
Molecule: messenger RNA, 231 nt
Organism: Periconia digitata
Lineage: Eukaryota; Fungi; Ascomycota; Dothideomycetes; Pleosporales; Periconiaceae
Source: the annotation of a GenBank genome assembly